AUGUCACCGUCAGAGCCGCAAGCCGGACCACCCAAGUUCAAACUAGCACAAGAGAGGGAACUAUACAAAUAUCUUAAACCCAACGAAGUUUUCCAACCUGGCCCAGGCGCGAGAUAUGAGGAUGCACAGAAUCAACGUACUACAUAUAUUCCACGCUUGUCGCCAGACACAGCUUUGACGGCCUUCGCCCAAUUAGGAGUUUUAAGGUUCAAGGCUCAACGUGCCUUGAUCUCACUCUUCGGUCGCGACCAACAUUACAUCCUCUCAGAGGCCACUCAAACACUCAGUCUUCAGGAUCAUACAGUGGAAAAUGAUCGAGAUGCCUUGUGGUUGGGUUGCUGCGUGGUUCCCAAGGGGGAUGGAAUCUGUCAACAAGUCGCUUCCUUACCGCAACUCAAACCAGAGGAAGAUAAACACGUGGUAGAGGGUAUAUACGUGGUACCUGACCUGCGCAAGGAUGACCGGUUUAACCAGUUGGACAUGGUCAUCGGCUCUCCCAAAGCAAGAUUCUACGCAGGCGCCCCCAUCAUCAGUCCUAAAGGGAUCACCAUCGGAUCCUACUGUAUUAUCGAUGACGAGCCACGAUCCGGAUUGGACGCCCCGUUGAUAAAGUUCCUACAAAAUAUGGCAUCGACCGUCAUGGCCCACUUGGACAUGGCCCGAUCCACAACGGAACAUCAUCGUGCAGAGAGAAUGAUUGUGGGGUUCGGAAGUUUUAUGGAAGGUAAGGCGACGCUGCGCAAUGAGUGGGUACAGGACACUGGACUACGCCUGAAUGAACAGCAACAUAACGAAGGCCACCUGAAUAUACUGCAACAAAAUGUACAAAUCAAAUCUGGUCUUCUCACAACCGUCCACACUCGCCCGUCGUCCUCCCCGCUGCAGCCAAAAGCAUCUUCACAGAAUGGUUCUGAGCGAGUUAUAUCAUCGAAUUUAUCCAGUGGACCAUCGCCGAGCCUCUCCCCAGGACCAUCCUCCUCGUCGUCAACGACCCUGUCCGACAAGGAUUCAAACGCCAGUUUUGACCAGAUGUCAACUCUCAACAAAUCCGAAACACAAAGUAGUUUCUCCGUUCGAAGCACGUCGACCGAGAAUCUACAAGCUGACAUGCUGUCUAUCGGGGUUCGACAAGUAUUUUCACGAGCAGCUAACAUCAUCCGCGAGUCGAUUCAAGUCGAAGGCGUCGCGUUCUUCGAUGCCAGCAUCGGGUCGUAUGGUGGUCUCGUCAACGAUACGAAGCGAAAGGGGCCAGGCUCCGACAGCGGUACUUUGGAAAGCUCCAUGGACAGCAGCGAUGAUAGCACCGAAUCUGAUUCCCAGAAAAGCUCUACCGCAUCCGCCAAGAAGGACAGCCCACCAGAGAAUACGACCUUAUGUGAAAUCCUAGGCUUCUCGACUUCCACUACAUCCAGUAUCAAUGACGAAUCAAAAGGAAGACUUGCUCUCCGGGAAGUAUUGUUGAAGACGCUUCUGCGGCGUUACCCGCAUGGCAAAAUUUUCAAUUUCAGUGAAGAAGGAUCGAUGUCCUCGGACGAAAGCAGUGAUGGACCCUGGGAUAGCUCGUUGAACCGUGGGAGUUCAAAUACGACCAACAUCGACCUCACUGGUGAAAGAGCAACAGGAAGUCGGAAAAAGACGCGUAGUGCCACGCUCAAGGAGGACGGAAUUGUUCUCAUUCGACUCUUCCCGGGAGCCCGCAGUAUUGCUCUCCUUCCGAUGUGGGAUUCUCACCGAGCUCGAUGGUUCUCGGGUGCUCUGGUGUGGACGAACACACCUCGACGCGUCUUCACAUCUGAGACUGAGCUCACAUAUCUGUCGGCCUUUGGAAAUAGUAUCAUGGCGGAGGUGCAUCGUCUGGAUGUCGAGAUGUCGGAGAAGGCGAAAACAAAUUUGGUCAGCAGUAUCUCACACGAGUUACGAAGCCCUCUCCAUGGCAUUCUUGGUACGUCAGAAAUACUCCGAGACACGGCGAUGGACGCGCUUCAGCACGGAUUAGUGCACACGAUUGAAUCUUGUGGGCGGACGUUGCUGGACACGAUCAAUCACUUGCUGGACUUUUCGAAGAUAAACAAUUUCCGGAAGGAAGGGGGUAACAAAGCUCUCCACAGACGGAAAAGCCCUCUUAGGCGACACAAAAACACGGACCCAUCGCCUUAUAGUAAGAAGCCUCCACAACGGACACGGCAUAGUGGCAUGAUCAGUUUGAAGUCUGAUAUUCAGCUGGAUUCCGUUCUGGAAGAGGUGAUGGAAAGUGUCUUCGCAGGCUACAGUUUCUACCACAGCCCACAAAGGUCAACGACGAUAGACCGUCCUAUUACCAUGGAACUUGACGUAUUAGGGUCCGACCAGCAAGCGAGUCAGGUCAGCGUCAUCCUGGAUAUCGACGAAGCUGCUGAAUGGAGAUUCUCCACCCAAAUAGGCGCCUGGCGCCGCAUCAUGAUGAACAUUUUCGGCAACUCCCUGAAAUACACCAAGGCUGGCUUUAUAUUGGUGAAAUUAACGUCAUCACCUGUCACUCAUGCCAAAGAUGCCGUGCCCGGAGGACCUUCUGAUUUCAAGGUGACCCUGCUGGUCAAGGACACGGGUAUCGGGAUGAGCAUGGAGUAUCUGCAGAAUAACUUAUUCACUCCAUUUACACAAGAAGACUCGCUUGCCCCCGGAAAUGGACUCGGGCUCAGCAUUGUUCACCAUGCGGUUCUGUCUAUGGGUGGUCAUAUCGAAGUUAGUUCACUCCGGGGUCGUGGUACUGAAGUCUCGAUUGAAGUCAUUCUUACCCACAUACCCGCUCAAAAAGCCAACUUGAGUCCCUCCAAACCUGAGCUCAUUUUAAGAAUCAAAGACUUUACACGUGGCACGACCCUAGGACUUCUGGAGCUGGGAUCGUCUGACAUCCACGAUCGCGAUACAAUUCUCUCUACCUCUUUAGAGAAAUUGUGCAAGAACUGGUUCGAGAUGGAUACCGAUACCGACUCGGUGAAUACCUGGGAAUCGUGGUUGUCAAAAACUCGGGAUGGCAAUAUUAGGAGUCGAAUGGUUUCAAUUGUGGUGAUUUGUCAGUCGCCAGAGGCAGCACAUCUCAUGUCUGUUGCAGCAAACCAAUCGAACCACGAGGCUAUCGUCGAAUUUAUCAGCCAGCCCUGUGGCCCGCGGAAGUUGGCCAAGGCAUUUAACAUUUGCAUCAAGCGACAACAAGGUCAGGAAUCUCUGAUUGGGAAUGACUCUGAUAUAGAUCAACCCCAAGAGAAGAAUGUGUUUCAGUUGAAGAAGUCACCUCCGGUUUCCAGGGAGGAUAUCGACGCACAACGUGCUGGAGAUGAAAGGGAUUUCCAAAAGCAUCAGGCAGGAAAACAGGCGAUAAAUGAUGAAUAUCGCAAGUUGGAGGAAAUGGGAGACUCAUGGCAACAUAAAGACACUCCUCUUCCUCACACUGAAAGUGAUGCCAUUACUUUGCCAAUUCGACAUAGAUUGCCCGGGAAAGAGGAGCCGACGUUGACAGUCUUGUUGGUUGAAGACAAUGAUAUCAAUCUGCAGAUAUUGGUUGCACAUAUGAAGAAAGAAGGAUACAGGUACACAAUUGCCCGCAAUGGUUUGGAGGCGUCGAACGCUUUCAAAGCCCAUCCUAGAAAGUUCGGAGUGGUCCUAAUGGAUAUCUCUAUGCCUGUAAUGAACGGAUUCGAAUCUGCUCGCCUUAUUCGCAAGGCUGAGCAAGAAUAUCAAAACACGCUCGAUGUUUCAACGAAAGGAUCAUUUAGACCUGCGACUAUUGUCGCUAUGACCGGCCUUGCAAGUGCUAGUGCUCAACAUGAAGCGUAUGGGUCAGGAAUGGACCUCUUUUUAACGAAACCAAUCAAACGAAAAGAUUUAUUCGCGGUAUUGAAGGAAAGAAGCCCGGUCGAGGCCAAAAGUCCCUCUCAAUGA
Messenger RNA from Penicillium psychrosexuale, 3918 nucleotides. Its product is annotated as hybrid sensor histidine kinase/response regulator. Bases 1 to 3918 code for a protein of 1305 amino acids. The record is from RefSeq and is a predicted model, not a curated record. NCBI's taxonomy places the organism in Eukaryota, Fungi, Ascomycota, Eurotiomycetes, Eurotiales, Aspergillaceae. Gene Ontology annotation, molecular function: phosphorelay sensor kinase activity. Gene Ontology annotation, biological process: phosphorelay signal transduction system; phosphorylation. The transcript has 4 exons.